AUGCUGGCGCACAGUGGUUCAUUGGAAAAACUGUCUACUUCCCGUGUAGUUUCAGAGAAGCGGUGCAGUGUGUCUAACACCCCAGUAUCCCAUGCUCAGCUGGCUUGCACUACACAAUACUGUGCCUUUCCAAUAAAUGGGAAUGAGCUUUGCAUCUGGAACACAAUGAAUCAUAAUGAACAGGCCGUCCAUUUGAAAGGUCAUCAUCAACCAAUCACAGCAGUUGCAAUAAGACAUGGUUUUAGUCCAUGCCUUGCCUGUUCAGGAUCACAUGAUUAUGUCAUUGUAUGGAACCUAGAUGAGAGCAAAGCAACUAUAUUAAGAGGACUCCUCCCUCGAGGUACUGUCAUUGGUACACUUCUAGGAGAGGUAUUCCAUUUAGCAUUCAGUCCUGAUGGCAAGAUGGUGUUAGCAUGUGCUGGAAAUAAAAUAUUCAUUCUCCAUAAAGAGCAUGAAGAGAUACUAUAUGAAUUAUCAGGGCACUUGGGUCCUGUGACUGCAGCUGAGUUUUGUACUUGGCAAGAAAACUUGCUUGUUUCUAUAUCUGAAGACAGAACAUUUAAGGUUUGGGAUUAUCACACUGAAUCACCGGUUUAUCAGUCUGCUGUUUUAUCAGCCUUUCCUCUCCUCAGAAUGUACAUUGAUGCAGAAAAUAAGCAUUUAAUUACUGGUUGUGUUGAUGGGCAGUUGAGAAUUUUUAGUUUGGAGAAGGAGCUCCAGUUCCGGUGUGGCCAUAUUGAUCUUCAGAAAGAGAAACUCAAAUUCCUCAAUAAAAAUGAAAAAGCAAGAAAGACUGAAAAAUCAGGUAAUAUUUCAACUCUGAAAUCAAUGGGCUCUCUACUGGAUGCAGUAACUCUGCAGCUGGUAAGUAAAGUAGCCGAAAUGAAGUUUGAAUCCUGCAAAACCUCUGACAAUACAAAGUCAAAAGAAACUAUGGAACCUGGCAUUCCUGUAUUACAUAUCCAGAAGUAUGAACAGCCCUUUCAGGAAAGUGGAAUUUCCCUGCUUGGAAUUUCCAGAUAUUUAUGGAUAGGAAGCUCUGGUUCUCUGAUUUUAACAAAUACAGCUAAUUCUGAAGCGGAAGCUGUAUUAGAUUUUAAAGAUUAUGAUGACCUCAGCAUUCAUGUAGCUGGUUCAUGCUCAGUGACAGUUAAUGUGGGCACUAAGGUUUUCUGUUUACUUACGUCAAUGUUUGGAAACCAAGUUUCACUUCUGGAAUUCAAAACCGAUAUUCUAAUGAAAUGCCAACAGUCUUCCAGAUCACUUAUGGACAUAUCCAUCGUUUCCAGCUGCCCUCUGCAAUCAACAUCUCCGCUGUACUUUGACGUCACCAAGAAGCCGGGCACUGUAAAGACAAGUGGUCUAAAGAACACUGUGAAAGACAAACCUCUUGUUUUUCAUAACAAAGUGAAGUCCUCUGGCUAUUCUACAGCACCUAGAAUCAAGAUGUUUUCUCCAAAAACAAAUGUCAAGAAAACUAGUGACCCACCUAAAAUAGAAAAAAACCUCACCAGUGGAAUAAGAAAAGACUACCCAUCAAAUACUUUAGUUCCAAAUAUUCUUCAGAAACAAAUAUCUGUAGCUAACAAACCAACAUCUAUUUCUUCCAUUCAGUAUUCAGGAGAUGGUCUGAAAAUUGCCUGUGGGUUAUCUGAGAAAUCUUUAUUAGUGUACAGUUCCAAGCUUACUGGGGAACCAAUUGUUUUUACAGGUCAUGAUGGUGCAAUUAAUGGACUAGGCUGGAGUCAUAACAGAAACUGGUUGGUUUCAUCUGCUGAUGACAGAACAGUCAGAAUCUGGAAUGCCAAGAAUGCAGAGUCACCAUUAGUCUUGGGGAAGGAAAUGUUUUUGAAGCCUGUUCGUUUCCCUCAGUUUUAUUACAUGGAUACGUUUAUUCUGUUGUCGUCUGGAGCAGAAUUUCAACUUCUAACAUAUUCUCUGGAUACUUGCAAAGAUGAAAUAAAAAGAUAUAAGCAAAAAAGCACCUAUAAGACGAUUCAGAAGUUCCAUUUGGACUCAGCAGUCGAGAUUACUGGACUUUCAGCAGUGAACGACUUUUAUUCUUAUAUUGUUGUUGCUGGUGGAAGUAAUCGUACAUUAGAAGUUUUUGAUCUCAAUGUUGGAUGCAGUGUGGCAGUGGCUCCUGAUGCCCAUUCAAGAGCAGUUCACCAAAUCUGCCAAAAUCAGGGUUCUGCAUUCAGCACUCAGCAACCAGAAGCCUACAAUCUUUUCAUGACUACUGCCAUUGGAGAUGGAGUAAAAUUGUGGGAUGUACGAACUAUGCGGUGUGUUCGCCGUUUUGAUGGUCACAUUAAUCGUUGUCAGCCAUGUGGAGUGGCUAUCAGCCCCUGUGGAAGAUUCAUAGCAUGUGGAUCUGAAGACAGAUGUGCAUACAUAUAUGAGAUUGGCUCCAGUACUUAUAUGCAGAAACUCCCAGGGCAUAGCGAAUCCGUCAUAUGCGUAGCAUUCAAUCCUUCUUUGUCACAGCUAACCACUGCAACAUUGGACGGAAGAAUACGAACGUUUGUUUCUUGAUUGGACUACACCAAUAUAAAAAUUAUCAUUCAAUAGAAUAUUGUUACCAGCCGAAAAAUAAAAUACCCAUCGACUUAUAUAAGAAACUCCAAGAGGGGGAUUGAACGCCCCUUUUUCACUAAAACACCUUAGUCUCGCCUCCGUCUUCCCCAUACACCCCCAAUUUCUACCCCUUCACCCUUCCCUACACCUCCCAUUCUAGUAUAACACAGAAGAUGUUGAAGCAUAGGAGAUAUUUGAUUUUACAUCAUCUUCUACUUGAUUGAGAACCGAACCAGUUUGUUUCAGUAAUUGUUUAUUGUUAUUUAUAGUUACUUUAUUGGCAACAUAUGCCACUCUGUAUGGACUCAAAUCAGGACAUAAUCUAACAGCCACAUUUACUUGUCAGCCUGUACUAUGCACCGCAUGAUAUUAUCUGCUUUGAUUGUGUCUGUUUUGUAACAUUUGUUAAUAAAA
Bombina bombina (fire-bellied toad) is the source of this 2991-nucleotide messenger RNA. RefSeq names its product WD repeat domain 27 (gene WDR27). The record is from RefSeq and is a predicted model, not a curated record. Gene Ontology annotation, molecular function: protein binding. NCBI's taxonomy places the organism in Eukaryota, Metazoa, Chordata, Amphibia, Anura, Bombinatoridae.